Messenger RNA from Verticillium alfalfae VaMs.102, 2256 nucleotides. RefSeq names its product DNA replication licensing factor mcm6. Lineage: Eukaryota; Fungi; Ascomycota; Sordariomycetes; Glomerellales; Plectosphaerellaceae. The record is from RefSeq and is a predicted model, not a curated record. Gene Ontology annotation, molecular function: single-stranded DNA binding; ATP binding; single-stranded 3'-5' DNA helicase activity. Gene Ontology annotation, biological process: double-strand break repair via break-induced replication; DNA replication initiation; mitotic DNA replication. The transcript has 4 exons. The coding region runs from base 1 to 2256 and encodes 751 amino acids. Gene Ontology annotation, cellular component: nucleus; MCM complex.
AUGGCCUCGAGCGAAGCCGGUUACCCCAUGUCCGACAGGGCGACAACCCCCACCGCCAGACGCUAUGCCCCGCCCAGUUCUUCGACCGGCGGCCGCCUGCGAGGUCCUCCCUCCGAGAUGACGGGCGCGCCGAGUGAUGAUGAGGGCGACGGGUUCGCCGAUGACCAGGUCGUGCGCGGAUCGAAGAGGCCACAGGAUUCGGCCAACAUCCCCAAGGUCGAGGAUCGCAUUGGUCUCUUGAUCCAAGAACAGUUUGGAGAUUUCCUCGAAGGCUUCGUCGAAGAGCGCGAUCCCCAUGGAGCGCCGCCCUCGAGUGCCGUCACCACCGACAAAUACUACGUUGCCCAGAUCCACGGCAUGCGAACAUACCAGCUCUCCACCCUCUACGUCGACUUUAGGCAUCUCGGCCAGUGGCAAAACGGCUCCCUCUCCGACGCCGUCGCCACCAACUACUACCGUUUCCUUCCCUUCAUCACCGCAGCACUCCACGGUGCUAUCGCCAAGCACGAACCCCAGUACUUCCGCGAACAUCGUCAGCCCACGGCCUCGAGCAACCAGACGAGCUCAGCUGCGAGCAAUGCCGCCUCGGCAAGUCAGUCCGAGCUAGGCAGCAAGACGAGCAACCAGCAGACCGAUAAGCUGUUCGCCAUCGCCUUCUACAACCUGCCUCUCGUCUCGCGCGUGCGCAGUCUGCGCGCCGCCAACAUUGGCCAGCUCCUCUCCAUCUCCGGCACCGUCACGCGCACCUCCGAGGUCAGGCCCGAGUUGUCUCUCGGCACCUUCCUCUGCCAGGCCUGCAGGACGGUCAUUCCCAACGUCGAGCAGACAUUCCGAUACACCGAGCCCACGCUGUGUCCCAACCAGACCUGUCAGAACCGCUUCGCAUGGCAGCUCGACAUCCGCCAGAGCACCUUUAUCGAUUGGCAAAAAGUGCGCAUCCAGGAGAACUCGUCCGAAAUUCCUACCGGCAGCAUGCCCCGAACCAUGGACGUCAUCAUGCGAGGAGAAAUUGUCGACCGCGCCAAGGCAGGCGAGAAGUGCAUCUUCACCGGUGCCCUGAUCGUCGUCCCUGACGUCAGCCAGCUGAGCAUGCCUGGACAGAAGGCCUACUCGAUCCGCGACGACAAGAGCGCCGGCAACGGUAACGACGCUGGCGGCGCAGGCGUCUCUGGUCUCAAGUCUCUUGGUGUGCGCGAUCUCACAUACCGCCUUGCCUUCCUCGCCUGCAUGGUUCUGCCAGACAACAGUUCGUCCGGCCGGUCUGCCCACGCGCAGGUGUCGGACAUAAUGACGGCGCUGACCGACAACACACCCGAAUCCGCCAUUGAUGCGGAGGAGGCGCAGGCUACCGUGCUCGCGACAAUGACGCAAGAAGAAAUCGCGCAGGUGCGUACCAUGGUUCACACAGAUCGCAUCUACUCGCGGCUCGUCAACUCCAUCGCGCCCAUGGUCUACGGCCACGAAGUCGUCAAGAAGGCGACCCUCAACGCGCGCACCUCGAUCCUCGCCGCCGCCAACCCCGUCAGCGGCCGCUACAACCGCAAGACGUCGCUGCGGGCCAACAUCAACAUGAGCGCGCCCAUCAUGUCCCGUUUCGAUCUCUUCUUCGUCGUGCUCGACGAGUGCUCCGAGGCCGUCGAUCGCCACCUCGCCGAGCACAUUGUCGCCAUCCACCAGCUGCGCGACGAGGCCGUCGAGCCCGAGUACGACACGGAGACGCUGCAGCGCUACAUCCGGCUCGCGCGCACGUUCCGCCCCGAGUUCACCGAAGAGGCGCGCGAGACGCUCGUCGAAAAGUACAAGGAGCUCCGUGCCGACGACGCCCAGGGCGGCGUCGGCAAGAACAGCUACCGCAUCACGGUCCGCCAGCUCGAGAGCAUGAUCCGCCUGUCCGAGGCCAUUGCCAAGGCGAAUUGCGUCAACGAGAUUGAGCCGCACAUGGUCGUCGAGGCCAUGGUCAACCUCUUUGUGCAGCGCGUCAACGACGACGAGGCCGGCGGGGCGGGCGAGGGCGUCGACGGCGAUGCCCUCACGCAGUGGUACCUCGAGCAGGCGGAGGACCAGAUGGAGGGCGAGGAGGACUACCACCGGGAGAAGGCGCUGGCGGCGCUCGUGCUGAAGAAGAUGGUCAAGGAGAACAUCCUCAUGGCCGUCCGGGGGUCCGGGCUGGCUGAAGACGGCGAGGAUGCCGCCACCUCGGGUGACGGGGCGGUCGUCUAUGUCCUGCAUCCCAACUGCGCGGUGGAGGAGUACUAA